Molecule: messenger RNA, 1966 nt
Organism: Seriola dumerili (greater amberjack)
Lineage: Eukaryota; Metazoa; Chordata; Actinopteri; Carangiformes; Carangidae
Gene: wee2
Product: wee1-like protein kinase 2
Exons: 11
Coding region: 1-1713 (570 amino acids)
Biological process (GO): mitotic cell cycle; protein phosphorylation; regulation of meiosis I
Cellular component (GO): nucleus
Molecular function (GO): non-membrane spanning protein tyrosine kinase activity; magnesium ion binding; ATP binding
Source: RefSeq, a predicted model, not a curated record
AUGGCGACGUUGUUUGAUGGGAUCAGCCAGCAGCUGGACUUCUCUAGCUGUGGAGAAGAGGGGAACAGCAGUGAAAACAGCUCCGAUGACUGCGCCCCAAGGAUCCGAAGUCCCAGGAUCCGAAGUCCCAGGAUCCGAAGUCCCAGGAUCCGAAGUCCCAGGAUCCAAAGUCCCAGGAUCCAAAGUCCCAGCUCUGCAUGCAGAACACCCAGGGUCCAACACCAGAGCAGCAGAAGCAACAUCAUAUCUUCCCCUUUACAGUGCACCAGCCCCAUACCUUAUGCUGUCUGGAGUAAACUGAGGCUCUGUGACUCCCCCAGCACGCCCAAGAGUCUGCUCUCAAAGUCCUCUCACCCUUGCUCCACCUCUAAGAUAAAUCACAAUCGGAGGACCCUGCGUCUCACCUCAGCUGCUGCAAACCUCAUCCAGGCACCUUCUGUCAACGUGAAUCCUUUCACCCCUGACACUGUACGCAGGAACAGUGAGGAGCAGUGGAGGAAUAGCUGUAGGAGUGAUGAGGAUGAUGACUAUGGACGCAGGUUGAAACACAGCCUAACGUCAUCCGAGGAGGAUGACGAGGCCUUUCUCCCACCAAAGAGGCGAGCUGUCCAAGCUUUCAUGCUGUCACGCUACGAGAGUGAGUUCCUGGAGCUGGAGUGCAUUGGCGUGGGCGAGUUCGGGGCAGUUUAUAAGUGUGUGAAGAGGCUGGAUGGCUGCUUAUAUGCCAUAAAACGCUCUCGCCGACCCCUCGCAGGCUCUGCCAAUGAGCAGUUGGCCCUAAAGGAAGUGUAUGCACAUGCUGUUCUUGGGCACCACCCACAUGUUGUUCGCUAUUAUUCAGCAUGGGCAGAGGACGAUCACAUGAUUAUUCAGAAUGAAUACUGUGAUGGUGGAAGUCUCAGUGAUGCCAUUGUGACGAAGCAGCUGCAGUGUGAGCUGUUUUCAGGGGCAGAAUUGAAAGAUCUCCUCUUACAAGUGUCAAUGGGUCUAAAAUACAUCCACAGCUCAGGCCUAGUGCACUUGGACAUCAAACCAAGUAAUAUAUUCAUUUGCCAGCGACUCAGCACAACUGCAGCGGUUGAGGGUGAGAGUGAGGAGGAAGAUGAUGGAAGCACUUCAGCAGGAGUCGUUUAUAAAAUUGGGGAUCUGGGUCACGUGACAUCAACCAGCAGCCCACAAGUUGAGGAAGGGGAUAGCCGCUUUUUGGCCAGUGAGGUUCUGCAUGAGGAUUACAGCCACCUCCCCAAGGCAGACAUCUUUGCUCUGGGUCUUACGGUGCUGCUGGCAGCUGGGGCUCCUCCUCUGCCUCAAAAUGGAGAGGAGUGGCACAGCCUUAGAGAGGGGAAGCUCCCCAAGCUGCCACAGGAGCUCUCUCCUCCCUUGAGAGACCUACUCCAGUUGUUGCUGGAUCCAGACCCGCUGAAACGUCCAUCUGCCAGGGAGCUGUGCAAGCACACAGUCUUAAGGGAGGAGAGGACUGGGAGGCUAGCUGCUCAGCUACGCAGAGAGCUCAAUGUAGAGAAGUUCAGGACAGCCAUGCUUGAAAAAGAGCUCCAGGAAGCUCGUCAGGCAGCAUUAUCACCCAAGCAGAACCUCUCUCUUGGGCUGAAACCUCCUGCCAAGAUGGGCUCUCUACCCAGAACAGGGAGGAGGCUUGUUGGUAGGAAGACGGCACGAUCCAUGAGCUUUGGUUGUCCCGGAUAUGGAGUGUGAUGGGUCAAUGUGGGACCUGUAUGCGGUCCUUGACACUGCAUAAUGUGACUCCUGAAGCAAGCUUGUGGUAAAAAUGCAAGUGACAAGGUUUUCUACACAGGGACUGGAAGUUGAAAUGACUGGACGGACAAUCUUGUAUGUGCCUUCUGAGAGGACAGAUGUAACUGAAAGACUGUGGAGUCCUUGACACCAUUGGUUUGAAAGGAUUAAUCUGGUUUCAAUGCAUGUCACAACAUCUUGUAACUGCUGUAGA